Molecule: messenger RNA, 581 nt
Organism: Sphaerulina musiva SO2202
Lineage: Eukaryota; Fungi; Ascomycota; Dothideomycetes; Mycosphaerellales; Mycosphaerellaceae
Exons: 1
Coding region: 22-513 (163 amino acids)
Source: RefSeq, a predicted model, not a curated record
CCACGCUUGUGGCUUUGAUUGAUGCUGGAAAAAUCGACCAGAGUGCACAAGGAGCUUGCCAAGAUGCGUGACAGGCCCACCAUACAGAGGAAAAACUCCGUCAUGGACAAACAUCCAGAGCCCAUUUUCGAUGACCAUCUCGUUUCAAAGCGGCAUGCAGCUGGAUCGUGGCAAAUGAGCCCAGAAAGGAAUCUUAAGGAGCUCCGCAGCAUUGAGGCCACUAAGCCAGACGGCGAGAGCCCUCUCGCUGGAGACUCUAACGUGAAGCGCGUAUGGUGCGUGACACCCGUACUUCGUUGCAACAGAAGCAGUUGGCUCACCACACCCAAAAGUGGAACACCACAAGCAAUAUCAAUCUCGUCUCCGACCAGCAGAAAUCGUUACGAGCUUCCGCAAUUCCCGUCUCCAACAAGUCGGCACCCAAUCCGUCAAGAGUCUACCAACGAUAGCCAUCGGCUCAGAUCGACCUCGCAUACCCCAGCCACUCCGGCAUCUGUAACGCCGCGCACCUGAGCUCACAGCAGCGCAAGAUUUGACCAUGGUAGUCAUCGAACACUGCUGGCUUCGUAAUCUUUGGCCGG